Messenger RNA from Cantharellus anzutake, 357 nucleotides. RefSeq lists its product as uncharacterized. Bases 1 to 357 code for a protein of 118 amino acids. NCBI's taxonomy places the organism in Eukaryota, Fungi, Basidiomycota, Agaricomycetes, Cantharellales, Hydnaceae. The transcript has a single exon. The record is from RefSeq and is a predicted model, not a curated record.
AUGCCCACCACCCACGAGCCAAAGAAGAUUUUGUUUGCACUGUCUACUAUCAUUCACUGCACCAUCCCAUCAAAUGCCAUAUCCAAAAAUACCGAGCCCGAAACCAUUCUUUUUGGUGUCAUUGCCACUUGUGAUACCCAGGGACACGAUGCUACGCUAGAGCCGACUUAUUUUAGAAGUUUGACGCCAUAUAUUGAAAUCGUGGACUUGGCUGCAAUCUGCGCAGUGGUGGGUCGCAUCCAAAUUGGCACCGCAAAUCCUCAAUGGGCGAUAGUUGACCGGAGUGGUUCCUGGGCUCGCACCGCUUUCAUAGAUGACUUACUAACUCCAGAUGCUCUCCAACAAGACGAACUCUGA